AUGGUGCCCAAUGAAACCCAGCAGUUCAUUGGUAUUAUUCACUUGCUCAGGCAUUUUGGAUGGGUCUGGAUUGGGCUGUUUGUUGUGGAUGACAAUAGUGGAGAGAAUUUCUUGCAGCUCAUGGAAGUCUUCUUUGCCCAGAAUCAAAUCUGUUCAGCCUUCACCAGAAGAAUUCCAAAUCAAGUUCACUUUUUCACCGAUGAUGAAAUGACUCUUUUGGCCUGGCAGAUAUAUCUCCCGUUGGUAGAAAUUAAAGUCAACACAUUAAUCCUUUAUGGUGAAACUUUGACUAUGAUGUUUUUCAUCACUUUAAUGUCCAUGGCAAAUCCUGACUAUCUUACUAACUCAACUGGAAAAGUGUGGAUCACGACAGCCCAGAUUGAUUUCUCAGUAACCUUAUUGAUGAGGAAGUGGAGUCCAUUCCUUUCCCUAUUCAAUGGAUCCAUUUCUUUCCAAAUUCAUUCUAAUCAACAUCUUAGAUUUCAGGCAUACACUCAGAAUUUAAAACCUUUUGAGGCACAAAGUGAUGGUUUUGUCAAGAACUUUUGGGAACAAGCUUUCAGUUGCUUAUAUCCUGAUCCCCAGGUGCCAAUAGACCAGAGUGAACUAUGUUCCGGGGAAGAAAGAUUAGAAAGCCUUCCUUGGUAUGUCUAUGAAAUGGCCAUGAGUGGCCACAGUUACAGUAUUUACAAUGCGAUCUAUGCUGUGGCACAUGCUUUGCAUUCCCUAUAUAAAUCCAAGACCAGAACAAUGGGGAAGGGUAAAAUACUUCAGGAUCUCCAGGCAUGGCAGCUUCACAUCUUUCUUAAAGGCAUCUCAUUCAACAGCACAGUUGGGGAAAAGAUCUCCCUUAAUGGUAAAGGGGAAAUAGUUGCUGGAUUUGAUAUAACAAAUGUGCUCAUCUUCCCCAACAACACCUUCCUUCGGGUGAAAGUGGGAAGAGUGGAUCCUAGCACUGUGGAAGGGCAAGAAUUUAUCAUCAACGAGGAGAAGAUUUUGUGGCACAGCCAUUUCAACCAGGUGCUUCCCCUUUCUUUAUGUGGUAGUUCUUGUCAUCCUGGUUACCAGAAGAGGAAACAAGAAGGAAAUAAAUUUUGCUGCUAUGAUUGUGUUCCAUGCCCUGAGGGGAAAAUUUCUAAGUGGAAAGAUGUGGAUGACUGUGUUAAAUGCACAGAAAAACAAUAUCCAAGCAAGGACAAAGACAAAUGCCUCCUCAAAGAAAUAAUCUUCCUCUCAUAUGAUGAAACCUUAGGGAUGAGUUUAGCCUCAGUGGCUGUUUCUCUGAGUGUAGUCACAGCUUCUGUGCUUGCAACUUUUAUUAAACACAGAGAUACUCUCAUAGUUAAAGCCAAUAAUCGGGAUCUUACCUACACUCUCCUUACUUCACUUCUGCUCUGCUUCAUCUGUUCUCUGCUCUUCCUUGGACAACCUGGAGAAAUAACCUGCCAUCUGCAACAAUCAACGUUUGGUAUCAUUUUUGCUGUGUCUGUGUCUUGUGUGUUAGCCAAAACCAUCACGGUGGUUGUGGCUUUCAUGGCCACAAAGCCAGGGUCCAACAUGAGGAAGUGGGUGGGGAAAAGAUUGGCCAACUUCAUUGUCCUCUCCUGCUCUCUCAUUCAAGUAGUUGUUUGUGCCACUUGGCAAGGAAUAUUUCCUUCAUUCCCAGAUUUGGACAUGCAGUCAGAAACUAGAGGAAUCAUAGUCAGAUGCAAUGUGGGAUCUGCCAUCAUGUUUUAUCUUGUCUUGGGCUACCUUGGACUUCUGUCCAUCAUCAGUUUUAUGGUGGCCUUUCUAGCCAGGAAGUUGCCAGACACUUUCAAUGAAGCCAGAUUCAUCACCUUCAGCAUGCUGAUAUUUUGCAGUGUUUGGCUGUCUUUUGUUCCAUCCUAUUUGAGCACCAAAGGGAAAUAUAUGGUAGCUGUGGAGAUCUUUUCCAUCUUAGCCUCUAGUGCUGGGUUACUUGGCUGUAUCUUUUUUCCCAAAUGUUACAUUAUUUUACUAAGGCCUGACUUGAACACAAGACAGCAGCUACUGAAGAGAAAGAAUUAG
Molecule: messenger RNA, 2049 nt
Organism: Candoia aspera
Lineage: Eukaryota; Metazoa; Chordata; Lepidosauria; Squamata; Candoiidae
Product: vomeronasal type-2 receptor 26-like
Exons: 4
Coding region: 1-2049 (682 amino acids)
Biological process (GO): G protein-coupled receptor signaling pathway
Cellular component (GO): plasma membrane
Molecular function (GO): G protein-coupled receptor activity
Source: RefSeq, a predicted model, not a curated record